UGAGUGAUGCAGUGAUGCAGUGAUGCAGACGACGCGGGUCUGGAUCGCUAGUUGGGCUGGGGUAGCGUUUGGUUGGUGUCGUGGUCAGGGUGCUCGCGUGAUGAAGCAAGCAUGUACCCGAAACGGAGGGCCUAGGUACGUUGUAUGAGACGUGGAGUCCCAACUUGGAUAAAAUGGAAGAUAUAUGGCGAAUGAUGAGAAGGGGAAGGCGCGAGAAUGAGAAAAGGCGGGGAAGAUGGAGAAUGGGGGCCAGCGGUGAGGAGAUGGGACGGAAGGACAAGCGACGACGAGCGGAGUUGAUAGAUGAGGAGAUGGAUCGCUUGAAAAAAAAAAAAUUGUACGACGUAUUCGUACGGUGUGACUUGACGGAAACAAUUAGAAACAAAACAACCGACUUGUCCAGGAGGACUCGUAUUCUCAGUAUGUGUUUCGCAGUUCAGGCUCAGGUCGUUGUCGCCGUUGCCUUCGUCGUUUAUCGUCAACCCCUGGUUUGGCCGUUCGUAGACACGCGUUGAGUUGUCAGAAUCGUAAGGCGGUCGUGGAAAAGGAUAGGCCCAGCUAGGGCACGCGCCAGGAUGGAGAUUCGGUAAAUAUGAGCUAUCGGUUUG
Molecule: messenger RNA, 608 nt
Organism: Sodiomyces alkalinus F11
Lineage: Eukaryota; Fungi; Ascomycota; Sordariomycetes; Glomerellales; Plectosphaerellaceae
Exons: 1
Coding region: 174-515 (113 amino acids)
Source: RefSeq, a predicted model, not a curated record